This is a messenger RNA of Linnemannia hyalina, 2313 nucleotides long. The record is from the annotation of a GenBank genome assembly. NCBI's taxonomy places the organism in Eukaryota, Fungi, Mortierellomycota, Mortierellomycetes, Mortierellales, Mortierellaceae.
AUGGCUGAAAACCGUCUGAACCUGUUCUGUCUCGUUGAUGGCGAACCCCAGUCGAACGUUUUCUCCGUCAAACCUACACCAGCAGACACCGUUGAUGAUCUCAGGGUGCUCAUCAGUGCCAGACUGGAAAUCGACACGCUCUCCAAGGACCUCACCCUCCAUCGCGUCUCGAUUCCCGUUGUGCCAGCCAACAAGCGCAAACCGAUUGUCCUGAAUGAGGUUGACUCACCAACAGAGCUCGACCCAACAGACGAAGUUUCCGAUGUCUUUCCGGAAGCACCACCCAAGAAAACGAUCCACGUCAUCGUACAGCGACCCUCAUCAGUUGCGGGCAGGAAACAGACUAUAUCCGAAGCUUUCCCUAAUGGGUUGGCCUACCAAAUGCCGGGACCUCUGCUGAGAACGUCAGGCGGGAAUUGGAUAUAUCAACCUGAUCCGAAGCUUUUGGCUGCACUGCGACCGGCGAUCAAGGACCACUAUGACGACUUUAAGGGAAACCGCCGCGAUAAAUCGACCAUGCCAUUGUACCUAUUCCUUUCCGGAGCCGGAACAAGAAAGUCUCGCAAUGCACAGGAGUUUCACCGCUCUGCAUUGAAUUGCCUCACCGACGAGGAUGACCCGGACCUGAGAGAAGGGACCAAGAAUGCCUGGGUGUUCCAUGUCACCCUCGAGAACGUCACCAGUCCUUCGGCAAAAGAGCUUGACGAUCCAAUCAGAGCAAUUGGCAGUAGAAUGCUCUUGCAGCUUCUCCCUGGCAAGGAACUCUACAACGUCCUGGAGGACUACGAGGAGCCGCACCCGAUUCAAGUCCUGAGUCUUGUCGCGAGGGGUCUUGACCGAGAUUUGAAAUCGGCCACAGUCAUUCUGGUGGUCGAUUGGUUGCAGUCCUUCAUGACAGAUCCCAAGGAUGAUCACAACAAAGACUCUGCCUUCUAUAGAGCAUUGACACGCAUUGGAGAUCUCGCGCUCGGGGAAGUAUUUCUGAUGGCACGUUGCACCGCAACUGUUACUUCUCCGGUUGAGAAGGUGUUGGCGUCUACGCAUCGAAACCGUGUUGUCUUGCCCGUCGCAUCCCUGACGUCUCCGCAUAUCGAGAGGGAUGGCUUGUCUAUGGCGGUCUUUGAUGAACAGGACCAUAUUAUCAAGGUCCUUGUGAGCGAUUGUGGAGGUCAUGGAAGAGCUCUUGAGUGUCUGCACCAGGUUGUCGUGGCAAAAGGCGAGGAUAACGUCGAAUCGCUAAUGAACUGCCUACACUUCAAGCUUCAAGGUCAUUACUCAGAGGCGUUCCUGAUGUCGUCGUCUACAGCGCAAGCCAUGGCGCGAGCGAUAUUGACCCGAGCUCAAUUGGACCCCGACAAACCACUUGCAGGAAUGGACAAAUUGCCCGGGGAACUCGCCAUUCCAGGGUUAAUCCGGUAUGAGCAGAAAAAGGGUCUUGGCGCAGAAGGAUAUCUUACUGCACCUUACAUCUGGGUUUGGCUCAUGUCAUACGGCAAGGAUCCCCUCCUCAAUAACUUCCGUUUCAAUGACGGCCAAGAGCUCGAGUCGAAGAUGGAUCCAAGGUCACCACCAGGUGCUCAGUUUUGGCAGCACUUCGAACAUUUCGUUGCAACCUUCCGCUGCCUCAAGUCAAGGAUACUGAUGGAUCGCGAACGCACAAGGAUCUCGGCAAUCCAUACAGGGGCACGUUUGCAUGGCGACAUCAACUUUACAAACCGUCACCUAAAGUUGACAGUCUCCUCUCAACACGUCAAUACCAAGUCCUACAGCCAUCGAAUCGUCUCAGCCGUUCGGUGCGAAAACAAGACAGUGAAUGUUCGCAAGGGCAAACAUUGUAUUAUCAAUGCACCAUCAGCACCUUACGGCGACAGCUUCACCAGACUCGACGCACAGCCGUUCUGCACUGAAGCUCACCAGUGCAAGCUGAUAACUGAUGGCGCGAGGAUCGACUACCAAACAGAAAGGCGAAAAGCUGCAUCUGACAACGAUUUCUUCAUGUUAUUCACCUCGCAAGAUCAUCUUGACGUCGAGCUUCCGCCACUAUCCGGGAUCGUGGAUGGAUCAAAUUGGGAAGAGUACUUUGGUCCAUUUGCUAGCAGAGCAUUCGUUUUCGCGACAACUGGCGCCCUCGAUAUCAACUUGGCUCAACGCAGGGACCUCGAGCGAAUGAGAGGCGUCGGGGACAGAAAAGCUGAAAUGAUCAUUCAGGAACGGUCGAAGAGGAAGUUCGACAGCUAUAACGACGCCGACAAGAGGCUCCGUGGCGUGGGCAAGACAGUGCUGAAGAAUUUCAAGUUCUCACAAACCACGUAG